Molecule: messenger RNA, 1108 nt
Organism: Salvia miltiorrhiza (redroot sage)
Lineage: Eukaryota; Viridiplantae; Streptophyta; Magnoliopsida; Lamiales; Lamiaceae
Product: RING-H2 finger protein ATL51
Exons: 1
Coding region: 308-982 (224 amino acids)
Biological process (GO): protein ubiquitination
Molecular function (GO): transferase activity
Source: RefSeq, a predicted model, not a curated record
CUACACAUCCAAAUAAAUUGAAAGACAAUCCCACACUUACCAAAAUUCUCUCAAAAUUUUUAUCACUCAACUUUACCACUUAGACUAUACUACAUCAACUUAUUUACCUUAGUUUUACUUAUAGAAAUGUAAGAUAUAUUAUCAAAAUCUGUUUCUUGAAAAAGAUACACAUACAUCAACUUCAAGUGUCACCUUAGUUUCCUUCCCUUCUAAGCCCUCUUAAUUAGGCUUCCACUUCUCUCAACCCAAUCAAUUCCCCACACAAAUAUUACACAAAUCUGAGCUUCAAAAGAUUAGAUUUGAUGAGAUGGGAUCCGCCGCAGGGAAUCAGAACAAUGAGUACAAGGAUUGCUCAGUAGGAAUGUGCAGCAUCUACUGCCCGCAGUUCUGCUACUUCAUCUUCCCCCCGCCGCUGCCGCCGCCCGACGACGACUCCGCCUCCCCUUUCUCCCCUCUCAUCAUCGCCGUGAUCGGCGUCCUGGCCAGCGCCUUCGUCCUCGUCAGCUACUACACCAUCGUCACCAGGUACUGCACCAGGGGCCAGGGCGCCGAAUAUUCAGGCGACGAGGCGCAGGCGGCGGCGGCAACGGGGGGCGGGCUGGAGGAGGCGGCGAUCAGGGCCAUAACGGUGCGCAGGUACCGGAAGGGCGAGGGGCUGAUCGAAGGGGCGGAAUGCGCGGUUUGUUUGAGCGAGUUUGAGGAAGAGGAGUGCCUGAGGCUGCUGCCCAAGUGCAGCCACGCCUUCCACCUCCCCUGCAUCGACACCUGGCUCAAAUCGCACCCGAACUGCCCCUUGUGCCGCGCCGCGGUCGUCGCCGCCGAGGUGAUUGUGGCGGCGGAUGAGCCCAAGAGCCCGGAAGCGAGUGCCGGAGGUGUGAGGCAGUUGAGAAGAUCGGUUUCUUUGCCGCAUGUUGUGGUUGAGAUGGGCGAAUUUGGUGAGGAUUUGGAGAGGAAGAGAUGUCUAUCUUGGAGGGAGAUAUGAAUUUCCAGUUUAACACUAUUGUAUAUUGUAUUCCUUCACAUGCAUCCAUCAUUUCUCACCACCUAUUAUUUUGUACAUGCCUAAUUUUAUUAACACCAGACAAACUAAGGUAUGUUUUGGUUCUAA